Messenger RNA from Adelges cooleyi (spruce gall adelgid), 1039 nucleotides. RefSeq lists its product as uncharacterized. The record is from RefSeq and is a predicted model, not a curated record. NCBI's taxonomy places the organism in Eukaryota, Metazoa, Arthropoda, Insecta, Hemiptera, Adelgidae. The transcript has 6 exons. Bases 10 to 963 code for a protein of 317 amino acids.
AAAGUCAAUAUGGAAACACCGACCGUAAUAUUGGCGACAAACAAGCGUUAUUUCAUCGAAGACAAGUUUCUAUUCGUUGACUGUAUCUUUGACCAUAAGAGAAUAAGGCCAAUGCUCAGAGAUUGGGUUGGAUUAUACCCAUGCGAUGAAAAUGUACAACUCGACGAACCGUUGAUGUUCGAAUAUGUCAUGGAUCACCGGAGAAUAGAAGGAGAAUGUUUUAAAAUCAAAUUUGUCUCGCAACUAUUCGCUAAGUACAUACAUUGUUCUGGCAAAUAUCGUUUUAUCUAUGUCAAUUCUUAUUUCAAGAUUAUUGCCACCAGUAACCCCGUUGAGUUUGUCCAUAAAAAUGAUUGUAGUUGUAACAUUGCACUAACUCCUACAAACUUGAUGGAACAAUUAAAAAUUGGACAGGACGUGGAUUCAGUAUACCAACAAUUAAAAUGUCUAGAAGCUCGACUACGUGAUUAUGAAGAAGGAAAAAAGAACGUAAUGCUAUUAAAUGAGCAGUUGGUAGAAAAAUUAAAGGAAUGUGAAAUGCUACGAUCAAGGGGUGAAAAGUUCAUUGAUGGCUUAUAUAGUGCGCUUGAUCAAGGAAAACCUGUUAAACUAACAAACUCUAAUGGAUACGCUCGCUGGAUUAAACGCAUGCGUAGUAACGAAAUCAGAGACCAUAUGAUAUCAACUAAAACUGUCAGAAAUGAUGUUUACUUGACAGCAAUAAUUAAUACACAAGAACAAGCGUUGCAAAAAUUACAAAACGUCAAUAAUGAAUUAAGAACACAACUUACACUAUAUAAUGAAGAACCAAUUAAAAAGCAUGAAAACGAGACCUGUGAAACUGACGAUGUGAAAGCUAUUAUUCAUGUGAAAAAGUUUAAUAUUCAAUCUACUCCUGCGCCAUUAGUUAAAUUUGUCGAUUAUACUAAUUUAAAAAAAACUGCUAGUGAUUGUUAUGGUUAAUGUUUUUUUGUUGUAUCUACCUGUUUUUUAUCGACUUAGUUAUGGUUCCUGUUACUGAUUUUACAUUUUAGUUCAA